AUGUCAAGAAAGAGGCCGAGACGCGAAGGGUGGUGGCAACAAGCUGUCGAUUGGGUGAAUAGCAAAGGUGGCAAUGUGCACGAAUCUGUGAGGAUGUCAGACGACAGGGAGCUGUACCUGGAGACAAGUCAACAGGGAAAAACGGAGAUUAUGAGAAUCCCCUUUGCAUGCCUUGUGUCGAAGAAAUCAAUUGAGUCCACAGCUUUUGGUAAACAGAUCGUGGAGUGCGUCGGAAAGGUGGAUUCGGACAAGUUCCAUUCCCAAGUCUUUGAUAUUGUCAUUGCGUUGUACUUGGCAAACUAUUCGGCAACAAGUGUGGGGGGUAACAAAGAAGUGGAUGACACACCAUUUCGACCUUACUUAGAGACUCUACCGGAGAGUUCCUCAUAUGACGGUCUACCAAGGCUGUGGCUCGAUGAUGAUUUGAAAAAUCUCCAGGGAUCGCCGCUGCUACAAAGGGUCAAUGAUCAAAAGAAAGGAAUACGGAAUGACUACAAUUUAGCUCUUGAGGAAUGGAAACAAUCGAGCAAGUUUCCUUCGUUUGAAGCUUUCAGCUACAGCCUAGCCGCCGUGACGUCCAGAGCCUUUGCAGGUUUCGGUUCCCCUGAAGCAAACAAAGAGAGUGAUGACAUGAACGUGGCAAUGGUGCCUCUUCUGGAUCUCUGCAACCAUUGUCGAGGAAAGAAUGAAACAAAGAACCUCUCUUACGAACGUGGAAUGGAUUCGAACAUGGGCUCCGUGAUUGUUGUUACCGCUAGCCGGAACAUUGAAACCGGCGAAAAGCUGCGGAUUACAUAUGGCGCAAGAUCCAAUGCGCAAUUGCUGUACAACUACGGAUUCUGCAUUCCUGACAACAUUGAGCCAGAUGGAAGUGCCAAUGACUUUCUUGAAGUAUCAGUGGGCAAAUCUACUGAGACCAAUACGACGGUGAAGCUCCAAGCCGGUCCAAAAGCUUAUUCGUUUCAUGGGUUUAUCAAUGCUCUCGAUAGCUUUAUCGAAGCCCCUACUGUGGCUCGUGAAAAAGAGGAGGGGGGAGAGGACGAUUUUGACGCGAACGAGAAAGAGUUUGAACGGUGGGACAUGGACUUGAUGGCAUCCUCGGGCGACGGGGAAGAAGACGAGGACGAACAAGCUGAAAUCGAAGACAUGAAAAAGCAGGAAGAGCAGGCUGUUGACCGCUAUUUGAAGGCAUUGGUAUCCUUUGAAAAUCGCAUGCAAGAACUCCGUUCUGCCUACCAUUUGAAGGGAAAGGAGCUCGUCGAUGCCUUGAACGCUCCUCUAGCUGAUCCAAACAAACGACAUGCUGUUCUGCUGAUCCAAUCAGAGCAAAGGACAAUCUACUUCGUGCUCUGCGUGAUCCAUCGACUGCAUAGCUUGCUGAGGAAGACUGGCGAAAGUACCGGUAGAACAAUCACAGCCCCCGAUGGUUCCUUGGUCGGCUCAGACGAAGACAAGAAGAUCCUGGAGGAUCAGGCAAAGGAGGUGUCAUCCGCUUUCUUAUCAAUCCGUCUCCCUGGAUGGAAGGAGGCGCAUCUCUAG
Molecule: messenger RNA, 1539 nt
Organism: Seminavis robusta
Lineage: Eukaryota; Bacillariophyta; Bacillariophyceae; Naviculales; Naviculaceae
Source: the annotation of a GenBank genome assembly